ACUUCCGGUCCCACCCACAUUCUCUUGUCGCUUCCGGGUGGUGGCUACACAAGACUCGACCAGCAAGCCGUCGUUAUCUGUACGCUGUAAACAAAAGUUACUCAACGGUUUAACUUCAGCGACACAUUACGCGAAAAGACAUGCAUAUCAAAACAGGUACAUGGGAAGCCAGUAACACUGUGUGUGAGCCCGAUAGCCUGUGUGACCCAGCAGUUCUCGUUUCAGCCACCAACUCAGAGCCUCACAUUCGCAACCGCCGCCUGUCUCCCGGCUCAGGUAACUGCGGUGGUGGGGGCGGAGGCUGCAUCUCUGGAAGCGACCAGAUCCCCCAGCAGCUUUCCCCGGAGGACGACCUGAUCAGUCCCGGCCACACACACGGUUUCAGCAUCCGCAGGGAGAAAGAGCGCAAGGGCCAGCAGCACAAAGGUCGGAGUCUGCGUAGGGAAAGUCAGAAGGGUGUCGGCCGAGCAGGCGAGCGAGCGCAAAAGGUUCAACAAAAAGAGAGGUGGGUGGAGGACAGUCUGUCACUGCUGAAGCCCCCGCCUGCUUUCCCAGUGCAGGACAGCCCCGCCAAGCUGCAGCCCGCUGUCAGCUACGCCUCCAAGGUGAAGGCCAGAGCAGCAGGUGGAGGGCUGGAGGAGGACCGCCCUGCCAUCGGUGUGCUGCUACAGAACCAGUGGGGUCUAAGUUUCAUCAGCGAGGCGAGGCCGGUCACAGAGGGCUCCAGCCCCCGCCCCACCGCUGACUCCCCUCUGCCCACAGACGCUAAACAUCCUGCAGACCUACAGUUUGACACAGUUCUCACAGUCCAGCCCCCUGAAGACAUGCCUAUUCCUGUCACUACCUCCGUCACCCCCGUCACACGUGCAGAGGUGGAUGAGAGCAAUGGAAAGCUGCUACUUAGCUGUCGCCAUCUAGUGGAGGCCCUGAACUAUCACAGUAGAGAAUGGAAUGCUAUCUGCAACAGACAGAAAAGAGAUCCUAAGAGGAUUGUCUGGUUUAAGGACACCCAGGAGCACCCAGCCUAGCAGUGUUAGAAUCCCAAAGCAUAAACAUAUACGCGACACACACCUACAUGCACAUUAAAAACACAUAAAAGAUGGACAAAUUUGAGUCCCGUUCACACACUGCACUCAGGAUGAUGUCUUCACGCAAAGCCACACUGAGACACUUUGGACUAACUCCUUGGAGAUCUUACAGCAAUGGACUUUUUUAACGCCUUACGGAAAGCCUGCCUUAAUUACUCGAUCCGUUUCAUCACCUCUCAUUACCAUUUUUAGCUUGUAUGUCUAGAGCUGGUCUUUUUUUUUUUAAAUCUCUGAGGAGUUGUAAUUUAAUUUUUUUGUUCCGUUUUGAAAGCUGCGGUUUUAUCAAACUUUGUCCUCUGUAAAGCGAGUGGUCAAUCAAGCACUUUGUUAAAAAAAAAAAAUCUGUUGUGACCAAUCCUUGUGUGCGAGAAGCCCUCACCAGAGUGAUUUAUUUUUGCCCCGUCUCUAAUGUAAACCAGGAGAAUGUCUCGUACCUGCUUGAGUUUUAUUAAUGUACGCAGAGGACUUCUGUACCAGUGUCUCAGUUUACAGAAGGGUGUAGUCAAAGGCACAGUAGAGUUCACCCUUUACCACGUCAGAUCUUAAUGCUGUGCUCCUUUCAUUGUUUUUAUUUGAUCCCUAAUCGGGUGAAUGUUACUCACAAAUCCAUAAGGGAUGUCACCAUGUUCAGUAUGUUGAUUUUUGAAAAGAGUUUAUUGAAUUAAAAAAAAAAUUACACUGGAGGAGGAAUGUAAGAGAACAGUAUUGCUUAAUAAAAAUGAAUAAACUUGAA
This is a messenger RNA of Mugil cephalus (flathead mullet), 1821 nucleotides long. RefSeq lists its product as uncharacterized. Gene Ontology annotation, cellular component: cytoplasmic stress granule; nucleoplasm. The coding region runs from base 141 to 1028 and encodes 295 amino acids. Gene Ontology annotation, molecular function: RNA binding. The record is from RefSeq and is a predicted model, not a curated record. The transcript has 4 exons. Lineage: Eukaryota; Metazoa; Chordata; Actinopteri; Mugiliformes; Mugilidae.